Cynoglossus semilaevis (tongue sole) is the source of this 5059-nucleotide messenger RNA. RefSeq names its product neuroblast differentiation-associated protein AHNAK. Gene Ontology annotation, biological process: regulation of RNA splicing. NCBI's taxonomy places the organism in Eukaryota, Metazoa, Chordata, Actinopteri, Pleuronectiformes, Cynoglossidae. Gene Ontology annotation, molecular function: protein binding. Gene Ontology annotation, cellular component: nucleus; cytoplasm. The transcript is spliced from 4 exons. The coding region runs from base 731 to 4195 and encodes 1154 amino acids. The record is from RefSeq and is a predicted model, not a curated record.
UAUUCGCUGAGGUCCAUCAGUUUCAGCAGUUUAGUUUUUUUUUAUAUAUAUAUAUAUCAAUUGUCUUAGAGCAGGCAUUAGCAAAACUAAGGCUCGGGGGCCGCAUGUGGCCCGUUCGGCUUUUUAAUCUGACCCGCCAAACUUUCCCAAAUGAUAUCAUUUCAUUCAUAUUAUCAUUACACUUCUGCCUUUUCCCUGCAAUACCCACGUUUCCCCAAUAGAUGGCGCAGAAAAAUGAUAAAAGCAUUAUAGCAUUUUAGCCUCUAUGCGUGACUUUCAAAUUCAAAUUUUAGCACAGUUGUGGCCCACGAGUCAAAAAGUUUGCGCCUGCGCCUGAAGUGAGUCACUUCAAACAAAUUUGAAAUACCAGAGGUCGGGUAAUUCUUUGUUGUGGUUUUCACAGUUUACAUUCAUCACAUAUACCCCUUGACUGGAAUGAAAACCAAAUUCAUGAGCGUGAUGCCAUCAGAGAAAGGACUACCAGAUGGCAAACAGCAGUCGAAUAAAAAAAAAAUGAUUGAAAUCAUUACUGGAACAUCCUUCAAAAUACAAAUGUUGUUGACCUCCUGCGUGGGCUGAUGUGUGAGACAGUAGUGAGAGUUUCCAUCCUGACUAAUGUGGUUUCUGUUUGCUUUUUGUUUCCAGCAAAUUUCGUGCCAGCGUUGUGUCUGAGUGGUUUAUGGCUUUUUAACGUACUUUUCCAAGAUAUGUGGAUGUAAACGGUCACAAGAUGAUGACUACAAGUUAUUCAGACAGCCUGGUCCUGGAGGACUCAGAAAAAGGAGUGGUUGUCAGAGGAAUCAAAGAUGCAUCGGUGGCAUCAAAGAGCGGCCUGCAAGCAGGAGACGAACUCGUCGCCGCCACGAUCAACCUCGACCAGCUGAAAAAGGAGGAAGUGAUGAAAAUUCUCAAGGUCUUGGAGCCAUACAACUCUAACAUGAAGGUUCUGACCAAGAAGGAGCUGAGCGCCAGUACCGGCCUUGGCUCGUUGGGAUUGGGUCUCAACGAUUCUUCAGAGCUUCUGAAUAUGGGUAAGGACCUGUCACUUGACGCAUCGACAGGGACACCAGGUUUUUCUCUCGGUGACCUGAACGGAAAGCUAAACGCUGGGCAAGGGUUGAAUGGGGGUAUAAGUGGCCCCACUCUCAAUGGAGACCUUCCUGGUCUUAGUCUGAAUACCCCCUCGAGUGAUGCCGAUUUCCAAAUGCCCUCGCUGUCCGCAUCGGAUAUCAAAGGAGAUCUAGACGGUGCAUUCCGAGCGGGCGAUGUCAGCGUCUCGGCUCCACAAAUCAACUCCCCCACUGCAUCAGUUAGUGUCAACAAACCAGAAAUCAAGAGUGGCAAUUACAGCACACCAAAAUUUACCAUGCCAAACUUUAAUUUACCUCAACUCAGUACCCCAAAGGCAAAUGUGGAUGUUUCUGGAGAUACAGAUCUUUCUCUCAAGGGAAAUGUGGACACACCAGACCUGAACUUGUCAGGCCCAAAGCUAGAUGCUAACAGCCCAGAUUGGGAUCUGAACGGCCCAAAAUUCAAUUUAAACGGUCCUGAUGUAAAUGUGGGAGUCCCAAACGCAGACGCAAACAUCGAGCCUCCCUCCGCCAAAUUCAAAUGGCCCCAUCAAAAAUGGAAAGCUCCCAAAGUCAAAGGACCAGAUGCUGACUUGAAUGCGGAGAUACCCACGGCCGAUGUCAAACUGUCCACGCCGAAGCUCGAUGGAAAAAUCAACACACCAGGUGUCGAUAUGAAUCUGCCUCGUGCUGACAUUCAAGCCCCGGACUUUAACGCCCAAACCCCGAAUCUCGAUGUCGAUCCCCCCUCUGGUAAAUUCAAUUUCUCGAAGCUUAAGAACCUUCACUUCCGUAAACCUAAUGCCGACCUCGAUGCAAAUCUCAACACACCAGACGUAGGGCUCUCGGUCCCAACAUUAGACGGUGAGAUAAACACCCCUGACGUCGACCUGAGUUUACCAAAAGCAGACCUUGAAGGACCUGAUUUGAGUCUGAACGCACCAGGUAUCGAUGCCGAGGCACCUUCUGGGAAAAUACACUGGCCUCAUCUGAAAUGGAAGAAGCCAAAAGCAAAAGCAGACCUAGACAUCGAUGCUGAUCUCAACACACCCGACUUGAACCUCAAAAGCCCAAAGAUAGGGGGCGACGUUAACUUUCCAAAAGCUGAGCUGAAUCUUCCGAAAGCUGACCUCGAUGUCCCUGAUGCAAAGGUUGACAUGGACGCACCAUCAGGGGGAAUCAACUGGCCUCACUUAAAGUGGAAAAAACCCAAGGCCAAAGCCGACAUGGACCUCAACGCAGGUUUGGGCGCACCAAAAUUUGAGGGCGAUAUAGGUACACCGGAUUUGAGUUUACCCAAAGGUAAUGUUGAUUUGAAAAUCCCUGAUGCAGACCUGGAAGCCCCCUCUGGAAAAAUCAAGUUCCCCACAUGGAAAAAGCCCAAGAUCCAAUAUUCUGGACCAAAAUUAAACGCCCCAGACGUUAACCUCAAUGCCGAUGCAGAUUUAAAAGCACCUGACCUCAAUCUCAGUCCUGAACUGAACGGACCUGAUGUUGACCUCGAUCUACCCAAGGCUAAUCUUGAUGUUAAGGCACCGAACGCAGACUUCGAGGCUCCAUCUGGGAAGCUCAAAUGGCCAACCUUUAAAAAGAAAAAGUUCACACUCCCCGAUCCUAACAUUGAAGGUCCGGAUUGUAAUCUGGAAGCUCCCAAUUUAGAUCUGUCAGCUCCUAAAGCUGACAUAAAUGGUCCAGAUAUAAACCUUAACGCACCGAAAGCUGACUUGGACGUCAAACUGCCAGAUGUUGAAAGUCCCUCUGGUAAACUGAAAUGGUUCACGUGGAAGAAAGGUAAAUCUGGCACGCUGAAAGUUCCAAAGCUGGAUCUUGAUGCUGACAUGAAGGGGCCUGACGUGGAUGUGAACGCCCCAGAUGUUAACCUUCCUACACCCAAACUUGAUGGGAACAUUGAUUUGCCAGAAGUUGGUGAUGUCGACCUUCAAGCUCCAGAUAUGCGGCUCAAUAUGCCUAAAGCGGAUCUGAAAGGUCCAGGUCUAGGUCUUUUUGCUCCCAAAUCUAACUUGAGCCUCCCAGAUGCUAACAUCAAGACGCCAAAUCUGGAUCCACCCGACUUCAAGGUACCCGAUCUCAGCCUUUCUUCGUCUGAAAUUGAUGGACAUUUUUCAGCACCAAGCGUAGAUGCCAGAUUGCCAAAGGUUGAUAUGGAAGCACCCGAUGCCAAGCUAAAAACUCCCAAUUUGGACCUUAACCUGCCAAAAAUGGACCACAAGCAAAAUUUCCCUCAUUUCAACCUUCCAAAUCUUUCAGGGCCCGAAAUAGAUGUUCCAUCUGUUCAGACUUCAGCUGAUGCAGGCCUAAAAGCACCAAACCUGGAUCUAGGCACAGCAGACGCCAACGUUUCCGUUCCCGGAAUAGACAUGAGUGCUCCGAAAGUCAAGGGAGGUAUCAAAGGUCCUGAAUUAGACGUAAACGCUCCCAGUUUAGAUGCUAAUGUUGAAAAGUCCAAAUGGCCACAUAUCAAGAUGCCAGACUUUGGGUUUUUAAGAUCCAAAAGCGAAACUCCUGAGAUUGAUGCCAGUGCAGAUGUGAGUGUUAACAGUCCUGACGUCGAAGGAAAGAUCGCGUUGCCCGACUUCAGUGCCUCUGCUUCUGAUGGAGGGGUGAAUCUGAACACCGUCACAGAUAUGUUAAGUGACGACUCGUCGGUCCCUGUGUUCAGGUUCCACAGGCUACCCAGACACAGCAUGGAUGACAGCGAGGAUUUUGAUCUAUACAAAUUUGCAAAACUUGACUCCGAGGAAAAGGAAUACGUCUUCAGCAAAGGCAUCCGCCUGCCGAAGGUCAACGGCAAAUCAACGGCAACAGAAAAGGUCGACGUUAUGGAGAGACUGAAAAAGGCAAUGGAAAAAUCGCCCUCAACCAACGCAUCACCAACCGAUGCAAGAAGUGGUAUCGAUCUGCAGGUUCCUUCCGCAUACUUGGACGGCAGCGCCUCCGCGGGCGAUUCGUCGCUGGCGAGAGGAGGAACCUUUAAGGUGGAGAAACCAGAGUCGAGCCUGAGCCUCAUCGCGCCGCAAAUUUCCACUACAGACGAAAAUGACAAACUGUCAUUAGGCCUUUCCAAUAUGCUCGGCCUAAAUAUCAAGGAUCCCGAUGCCGUCUGAUUCCUUCAGGUUUACCCGUUAGAUUAAGCUCCAGUUUGGUAGCUAUGUAAAAAACAUCAAACAAACAAACAAACAAACAAAAAAAAAAAACAUGUAAGUGUUCUGUAUACUUUUUCUCCAGCUAACGCCAGCUUCAGUAUCCAUCAUCUGUGUAAAAAAAAAAACAAAAAAAAAAAAAAAAACAAAGCAAGGUUUUAUCAAAAGAAAGAACACAAUUUGAUACUCAUGUAUAUUCCCAUUAUUUAUAUGAGCUUUUUUUUUUCUGAACGUUGUUGAUUUAGACGUGCGUUACUUUAUGUUUAAUUAUAACUUCUCUCACAGUGUUUUCAUCCUGUUUCUGAGAAUUACUGUCACUAUCAGUGUUUGAACAAAAUAAAUAUCUCGUCACCUUCAGCAUUCUUGUAGCUCUUCUUCCCAUAAAAGACAAAAAUAAAGUUAUAUUUUUUUUCCCCAUUAGUGAAAUUAUUCAAGGAUAGAUUUUUACAUACGAAUUCAAUACUUGAAGCAUAAAACUCCAACCUGAGCCCUGUUGAAUAUUCCUAAUUGUAAUCCUUUUACUGCAGUACAAUUACAAUGCGCAUUUACUGCGACAAGUCUUUGUACGUUCAGUGGAAUUUAGAUAAACUUUACUUUUUAACUUCUUAAACCUCAUUUGAAACCAGUGAAUUAACAAAACCCGACAGAUUGUUUUUGGGAAAAAAAAAAAAAAAAAAAAAAAAAUCGCAACUUAAUGAUCAUUCUCCAGUAAGUUAAGAAGUUGAAAAUAAAAUAUGAACAUGAAAAAUUGAGAAACACAGAGACUGUAAAAAAAAACCAAAAAACAUUUAUGGUUCAUAUAUGAAUACAUUAAAUCAACAAAUCUGU